This is a messenger RNA of Benincasa hispida (wax gourd), 3474 nucleotides long. RefSeq names its product phototropic-responsive NPH3 family protein NPY4-like. Gene Ontology annotation, molecular function: protein binding. The record is from RefSeq and is a predicted model, not a curated record. Lineage: Eukaryota; Viridiplantae; Streptophyta; Magnoliopsida; Cucurbitales; Cucurbitaceae.
AAGGAAGGAGGAGGAGAAAACGGGUUGGAACAAAAGAAUCUACUUUUCCUUUUCUUUUUCAGUGCGACAAAAUAAUAAAAACAGAGCAGAAAAAAAGGGGAAGAAAAAAGGAGGGAAAUUGAGAGAAAUGAGAUGAUGAAAGAGGAGAAGGGAAGAGAAGGGGUCGUUUUCUGGUAUAACAGUGCUUUGUUGUUUACUUUCUCUGAACAUAUUCACACAAAGACGAAAUUGAUAGGGGCGACUCAGCUUAUUGUAGUCGCCCAAGGGAGCAACAAAGUUAUGCCUGUCAGAUUAGCGUGCAAGUUUUUUUGUUCAAAACCAAACAGUGGGGGCCUCAUGCGUCUCUUCCCUUCUCAAAAACCCGAUUUCCAUUUCCAUUUCCAUUAACCCAAUUCAGGGUUUUGAGUAAUUUCUCCUUCUCCAAAGAUGUCUCGGUGGUGGGGGCGGCGGUGCUGAUUCAGAGGGAGAAGGGGUUCCCGUGAGAGAGAUAAAGAGAACAUUCUGAGGAUAUCAAUGCUUGCUUCUAUCAACAUUGUUUCUGAUUGUUGUGCCCAUUGAUAUUUGAUUCUUCGUGUUUGCCAAACCACUUCUCGUCUUUCGUCCUUUUUUAGUUUCAGGUAUUGAGCUUUCAAAUCCAACUGGGGAAGGUGAGAAACAGCUCGAGGAAGACAGUGGACUGGGAAUUUUGAGUUGUGAGAAUCUGCAGACUGGAGAAGAUUUUUGGUGUUUGACCCAUUGGAAAGGAAAGGAAAAAGUAAAAUACAAACCCAAGAAGGGCAGACAAAAUCUAGAAGGAAGGAUAAACAAAUAAGGGAAAGGACGGUGGUGUCAGGUAUUAGCAAGUGGGGGUGUCUCUAGCUUUGCGAAUUAUAUACGUUUUAAGAGUGUUUUCUUAGUAAUGUCACACCCAUUCGACCCUCUAUCCCCGGGGUCCUUGGGAAGUGUUACUCUUUGAGGAAGCAAUCUCUUGUUUACAACUUUUUCCAGUUUCAGGGCUGUGUUUCUUUGAUUAAAUUACGAAAACCCCACUCUUUUUCUCCUUUGUUUGUUGAAAAGAUUCGGUCACACUAGGAAAAAAGACCCCCAGAUUUGCUAACUAACCCCCUUUAUAUCUUCACCAUAAAAGAUCCAGUCAAUUUUUAGCCUUUCAUCCCUCUCCUUUGGUUUGUCUUCUACUUCCUUGGAUAUAUUCUUUCUGGGUUUGUUGUGGAUUGACAUAAAUAUUCUUGAAGAAGAGAAAGAAAACAGAUACUCAGAUCCAUUUUCUUGACCAAGAACAUGAAGUUUAUGAAACUUGGAUCCAAGCCUGAUGCAUUUCAGACUGAUGGAGAUAAAAUUAGGUAUGUAGCAACCGAGUUGUCUACUGAUAUCGUUGUCAAUGUCGGAGACGUGAAGUUUUAUUUGCAUAAGUUUCCACUUCUGUCGAAAAGUGCCCGAUUGCAAAAGUUAGUCACUCUGUCAAAUGAAGAAAAUAGCGAUGAGAUCCAUAUCCUGGAUAUACCUGGCGGAGCCGCUGCUUUUGAAAUUUGUGCAAAAUUCUGCUAUGGUAUGAUCGUCACUCUCAACGCAUACAAUGUCAUUGCUGCUAGAUGUGCAGCUGAAUAUCUCGAGAUGUAUGAAACCAUUGAGAAAGGGAAUCUCAUCUACAAGAUUGAAGUCUUUCUCAACUCGAGCAUCUUUAGAAGCUGGAAGGACUCAAUAAUUGUUCUUCAGACAACUAAAUCUCUUCUUCCAUGGUCUGAGGAACUUAAGGUGGUCAGUCACUGCCUUGAUUCUAUAGCUUCCAAGGCCUGCAUCGAUACUUCAAAGGUUGAAUGGUCAUAUACCUAUAAUCGAAAGAAGCUUCCAUCCGAAAAUGGGGACGAUUCUCAUUGGAACGGUGUAAGAACACAAAAACUUGUUCCAAAGGACUGGUGGGUUGAAGAUCUCUGUGAGCUUCAAGUUGACUUAUACAAGCGAGCAAUAAUGACGAUUAAGACGAGGGGCAGAAUCAGUGGUGAUGUAAUUGGGGAAGCUUUGAAAGCAUAUGCUUCGAGGAGGUUACCCGGAUUUUCUAAAGGUAUGGUCCAGGGUGGUGAUAUUGCAAAAAAUAGACUACUGGUGGACACAAUAGUGCAGCUACUUCCCUCAGGGAAAGGGGAAGUCUCCUGUAAUUUCUUGCUUAAGUUGUUAAAAGCGGUAAUUCUGCUAGAUUGUGGAGAGAUGGGAAGAAUUGAACUUAUGAAAAGAAUUGGUCAACAGCUUGAUGAGGCCACAGUGGCUGAUCUUCUGAUUCGAGCUCCCCCCGGUGAAACAACUAUUUACGAUGUUGAUAUGGUACAAAACCUUGUCGAGGAGUUUGUGACGCAGGUCCAGAAUGUCCACACUGAUCUUCACAUGGAGAAUGAGUAUCAUGAGAUUAGAAGUCCCAAGUUUAUUUCUGAUGCUUCCAAGUUGAUGGUCGCAAAACUGGUUGAUGGCUAUCUUGCUGAAGUUGCUCGUGAUCCUAACUUGCCCCUAUCAAAAUUUCUAGGCCUUGCUGAAUCAGUAUCAAACUUCUCCAGACCAUCUCAUGAUGGACUAUACCGAGCCAUCGAUAUGUAUAUGAAGGAACACCCUGGAAUCAGCAAGAGCGAGCGUAAGAAAAUAUGUCGAUUGAUGGACUGUAGAAAAUUGUCCCCCGAUGCGUGUUUGCAUGCAGUGCAAAACGAGCGGCUUCCCUUGCGUGUCGUUGUCCAGGUCCUCUUCUUUGAACAAAUGAGAGCCUCAGCAGCAUCAGCUGGUGACAGCACGCCUGAUCUACCGGGUUCGAUUAGGGCUUUACUACCAGGAAGUGGAUCUCAUGGAAGCUCAAGGUCCACUACAACAAACACGGAGGACGACUGGGAUGCCAUACCAACUAUUGAAGAAAUUAGGGCGUUAAAAGGGGAGCUUGCUGCUCUAAAACUAGGAAAUGGCGACAGAAAUGGAAGUGAUAUUGCUAAAAACAACGCCGAGAAGGUCUCAGGGAAUAAAAUGAAGGGCAUGCUCAUAUCAAAGAAGAUCUUCUCGAAACUCUGGUCGAACAAAGACAGAAAUGGAGAGAUCAGCAGCUCUGAGACAUCAGAAAGCCCGGGUUCUUCAAACGCAGAGGAAAGUAAAUCAACCCCCUCGAGAAGCCAGAGGCAUUCAAUAUCUUAAUUCAAACAUGGUCUACAAAAUGUAGUGAUUGUUUUUGGCUGGCAAUCUGUAAAAUUUUUCUCACUCUUUUGACAGUUAGAAGAACAAGUAGAAUCCGCUGACAUAUUCCACCAUGACAAAGGAGAAUUUGGUCGUAUGCUGUGAAUGUAAAAGCUCCUGGGUCUCUGUUUUUACUUACACCUGAAUUCAUGUAGGAAUUAUUGGUCUGUAUGUUUUCUUUUUGUUUUAUGGGUCCUUCAGUUAUAUUUUUGUUGUACCAUAAAAUCAGAAAUAACGUUGUGAAGAAUGCCAGAGACUGCUUCAUGACAAUUUUGA